AAACAAAACCCUAGCACCCCUCACAAUUCUUCAUCACUUCAUAUAGGGUUUGCAUCUCAUUUCCCCAAGACCCUCCGCCGCUGCGUCUCCGCCGUCAACCACCGCCAACUACCGCUCCGCCAUGGCGUCAGAGAAGAAAUUGUCGAACCCGAUGAGGGAGAUCAAGGUUCAGAAGCUGGUUCUCAACAUCUCCGUCGGUGAAAGCGGCGAUCGUCUCACCAGAGCUGCUAAGGUGUUGGAGCAACUGAGUGGGCAAACCCCUGUUUUCUCCAAGGCACGAUACACUGUUCGAUCAUUCGGUAUCAGGCGUAACGAAAAGAUUGCAUGCUACGUCACAGUCAGAGGUGACAAGGCAAUGCAGCUUCUCGAAAGCGGCUUGAAGGUGAAGGAAUACGAAUUGCUGAGGCGCAAUUUCAGCGAUACUGGAUGUUUUGGUUUCGGUAUCCAGGAGCAUAUUGAUCUCGGAAUCAAGUACGACCCUUCUACGGGUAUCUAUGGUAUGGAUUUCUAUGUUGUCUUGGAGCGACCUGGUUAUCGCGUGGGCCGCCGCCGUAGGUGCAAGUCUAGAGUUGGAAUCCAACACCGUGUCACUAAGGAAGACUCGAUGAAGUGGUUUCAGGUGAAAUACGAAGGUGUUAUUCUCAACAAGGCAACCAACAUCGGAACUUAAUUUCCUUAUUAUUUAUAUAUAUUUUUUCCAACGGUCCGAAUUUUUCCGCUCGAAGUUUUGUAGAAUUCUAUUGGUUGUUCUUGAGCGACAAUUUUAUUUGCGUGCUGUGACGAUCUUUGAAUUUUUGGCAGGACUAAUAUUUUGUUGUUCUUUUUAUUCGAUUAAAGUAGCUAUUGAAUUCUACUGUGGUGUUCGUCAUGAUAAUGGUGAUUGAUUUUAUUA
Molecule: messenger RNA, 892 nt
Organism: Erythranthe guttata (spotted monkey flower)
Lineage: Eukaryota; Viridiplantae; Streptophyta; Magnoliopsida; Lamiales; Phrymaceae
Product: large ribosomal subunit protein uL5
Biological process (GO): translation
Cellular component (GO): ribosome
Molecular function (GO): structural constituent of ribosome
Source: RefSeq, a predicted model, not a curated record